Rotaria sp. Silwood2 is the source of this 1089-nucleotide messenger RNA. NCBI's taxonomy places the organism in Eukaryota, Metazoa, Rotifera, Eurotatoria, Philodinida, Philodinidae. The record is from the annotation of a GenBank genome assembly.
AUGAACGACCGUUUAUCGUCAAAUCAACUUCAACUUGAAGUACUUGCGAAUGAACUCUUUCUCGAAAUUUUUCAAUACAUUGAUCCCAUCGAUCUGCGUAGUUUCAAAGGUCUCAACAAACGAAUAAAUUGUAUUAUUCAAGCUCUGAAAGUGAAUUUUGUUGUACAAUGUCAAGAGAAAGAUGAAUUCAAUUAUUUAUCGAUUUUCACUCCAGCACAAAUAGUUUGUUUGAAAAUACGUAACUACUGUUUGUCAUUGAAUUUGAAUACGAUGACUGAACUACGUUCACUUACACUUGAUUGCACUUAUCUUUCAAAAGAACAACUAGAUCAGGUAACGAAAAUCAGACUACUUCGUUUACAACGACUCUCAAUUGAAAAUGUAAUGCAUGAUUUACAAGCACCUUUACUGGAUGCUAUUUUUCGUGGUGAACAUUUUCCAUUACUUGAAAUAUGUCAAAUCAAAUUGAGAUAUCAUUACAAUUUGGAAAACAAUGAUAGUGAAUCAUUACUAAAUAAUGUACUCCGUUCUCUUGCUAUUAACACAUGGAAUUGGUCCAAACUAGGUUGGCUUCUACAUCAACUACCUAAUUUACGUCGAUUUGAAACAAAUUUUGCAGAAUCGUAUGAUUCAAUGAUAAAUUAUAUUCAACCUCAUCUAUUAAUCAGGCAUUUAAAAGUUACUCUCAACGAUCCUUUGUAUGAUUUAGAGAAGUUUCUUAAAUGGACACCCAAUCUCACUCGACUACGUAUCCGAGGAAAAAUCAGAGACAAUGAUGUACUCAAACAUUUUGAGAAAAUGGCUGAAUUCUUACCGAUGAUUGUUCCUCAUCUACAAUAUUUCGAUUGUGAGCUUUAUUGUUAUACUGAUGACAAUGAAGCACAUGAUCUAAUUAUACGACAGCUUCAUCCACUUUUCAACAAAAUACGAUGUCUUUUGGGACGAGCUCAAAAUAAAUGCUAUGCCACAGAUAUUAUGAUAUAUCCACUUGACAAUGAAUAUGAAUGUGAGUAUUUUCAUCGUGUAGUAAUUGAAACGGAUAUGUAUCGAAUAAAACGCUUUUCUAAAAAUGCAUUUGAAUGCGUUUAA